Drosophila eugracilis is the source of this 1309-nucleotide messenger RNA. RefSeq names its product CD63 antigen. Gene Ontology annotation, cellular component: membrane. Lineage: Eukaryota; Metazoa; Arthropoda; Insecta; Diptera; Drosophilidae. The record is from RefSeq and is a predicted model, not a curated record. The transcript is spliced from 3 exons. The coding region runs from base 138 to 857 and encodes 239 amino acids.
UUCACUUCGGUCAGUCGCAUCGGGCGAUCGUCCAAGCUAACUAGCAUCAUCAUCUCUCACCAAAGUGGUCCUAAAUUUUGGAUUAAAGUUUGAUCGAAAGUUGAAAUAAGUUUGGAACUUACUGAAUUCCACAGAAAAUGCGUUCUUGCGGUCCGAGUUUAAUCAAAUAUGUCUUGUUUGCCUUUAAUGUUCUGUUUGCGAUCUCUGGCCUGGGAAUUCUUAUAGCUGGUGCCGUUGUCCUAGCCGAUGUUAAUGAGUUUAAUCACUUUGUGGAGGGUCGAGUCCUAGCUCCACCAAUAGUUCUCAUAGUCACGGGUCUGGUCAUAUUCCUGAUUGCUUCCCUGGGAUGUUUUGGAGCAAUCAAAGAGUCGCCAACGUUGCUAAUAACGUUCGCUGUCCUUCUGGCCGUUAUUUUCAUCGUGGAACUGGCCGUGGGCAUUGCGGCCAGCGUUUUCAAAAAGGAUCUCGAAUCGAUGGUGAAGAACUCACUACAGGAAUCCAUAAAGCGUUCCAACACCGAGGACACCAUGGCCUGGGACAACAUCCAAAUGAAGUUGAUGUGCUGUGGCGUUGAUUCUCCAGCAGAUUGGAGAACUUUGAGUGCAAAUAAAACGCUGCCGGGCAGUUGUUGUCAGCCGCAGUUCAUUGACACUAACGUGGGACAUUGUCUGGAAUCACCGGCACUGGGCAAGGACAAGUACUUCCAGGAUGGCUGUGUCGGCAAGCUGAAGGAUCGUAUCGAUAAGAACGCCAUUAUCCUGAUCGGUGUGGGUAUUGGCAUUGCGUUUAUUCAAAUAUUGGGCAUCGUUCUGGCCUGCUAUUUGGCCAACUCCAUUCGACAGGAGAGGGCCAAGUAAUACUCUUUGUAAUCAUCACAUUAAGUCUAUCUAUAUCUAUAUAUUAUUGAUUACUGUUUAAUUUUAUGUAGUUGAAAUUACUUUACCUUUGAAUCAAGCCCCUGCUCAAUUUACUUAACCCCAGAAAGGCAAAUCGAGAGGAAUGUGUAUGGGAAAAGCGCAACAAACCAUGUCAGUUUAAAUCGUCAUUAACCAUCUUCAUGAAAUCUAUAACUUAUUUCUAUGAAAACUCUCUUAAAAUAUGAUUUCUUUGGUAACUAAAUCUUAAAAUUGUUUAUGUGCUUUUCUUACUUAUUAAACCUUCCUUUAUCAUUCUCAUUUUGUAUUCCAUUUUUGUAAAAAUUAAACCAUAAUGUUAAAACAAAAUUUGAAUAGUUAAUAACCCUGCGUACACAUGAGAAAUUGUUGCUUUCUAUUGUCCAAUAAAUAUUAACCAUCUUAGGUAACCAUUU